Candoia aspera is the source of this 1621-nucleotide messenger RNA. RefSeq names its product MAPK activated protein kinase 3 (gene MAPKAPK3). The transcript has 11 exons. Gene Ontology annotation, molecular function: ATP binding; calcium/calmodulin-dependent protein kinase activity; calcium-dependent protein serine/threonine kinase activity. Gene Ontology annotation, cellular component: cytoplasm; nucleus. The record is from RefSeq and is a predicted model, not a curated record. Lineage: Eukaryota; Metazoa; Chordata; Lepidosauria; Squamata; Candoiidae. Gene Ontology annotation, biological process: response to cytokine; peptidyl-serine phosphorylation; intracellular signal transduction. Bases 448 to 1611 code for a protein of 387 amino acids.
GCCCUGAUACCAGACUCAAGAUUGUACUUCACGAACAAUUGCAUUCGGAUUUGCGGAAAUCCGGAUCUACAGAACCACCAUGGUCAGAUUCGUUUCCCGUAGUAGUUUGCAUCCGCUCUUUACCGUCGAACAGGCCCCAACGGUCCCUAAAGUCUCUUCUUCAUUGCUUUCUCAUCUUUGGGGCUGCGGCGAAAGACACGGCGGCUCAGAGCGCAGUUUCCCCGCGAUUCCCUUUGUUCUCAGCGCCGGCUUCGCUCUCCGGGAAAGAGGCUAAUAAGCAUGAAAGGAACGCCAUGGCGUUUCAGAGAGACCACAAGGGAGGGUGUUCUGUGAAAUCCUAGGAAAUGGAUCUAGUCUGUUUGAAACGUUGGCUUCAUACAGCCUAACAGAGGAGUCUUUCUGAAGGUUGUGGCUGCUGUUUUUUAAAACUCUGAACUUCUGCCUGCUAUGGAACAAAGUGAGAAUCAACCAGGAUCCUCACCAGAGAUUCAAGAUGACAGCAAAAGCAACACAAGACCUUUGCCUGGCCUGGCUGCCCCUGUCAAAGGGGAAAUAAAGAAACAUGCAGUUACAGAUGACUAUAAAAUCUCUAAACGGGUCUUGGGCCUUGGUAUUAAUGGCAAAGUAUUGGAAUGUUUUCACAAAGUGACAGGACGGAAAUGUGCUUUAAAGCUCUUGUAUGACAGCCCAAAAGCACGACAGGAGGUAGAUCAUCAUUGGCGAGCUUCAGGCUGUCCCCACAUUGUCCAUAUCUUGGAUGUUUAUGAGAACAUACACCAUGGGAAGAGAUGCCUUCUAAUCAUCAUGGAAUGCAUGGAGGGAGGGGAACUCUUCACUCGAAUCCAGGAGCGAGGAGACCAAGCUUUCACAGAAAAAGAGGCCUCCGAAAUAAUGAGAGAUAUUGGAACAGCCAUCCAACAUCUUCAUGGGAUGAACAUAGCUCACAGAGAUGUCAAGCCAGAAAACCUACUUUAUACAUCCAAAGACAAAGACUCAGUGCUUAAACUCACAGAUUUUGGGUUUGCUAAAGAGACAACCAUACAGAAUGCACUGCAGACUCCUUGUUACACUCCUUAUUAUGUAGCCCCAGAAGUACUUGGUCCUGAGAAGUAUGACAAAUCCUGUGAUAUGUGGUCUCUUGGUGUCAUCAUGUACAUUCUUUUGUGUGGGUUCCCUCCAUUCUAUUCAAAUACUGGCCAAGCCAUUUCCCCAGGAAUGAAGAGAAGAAUUCGGAUGGGGCAGUAUGGAUUUCCAAAACCUGAAUGGUCAGAAGUAUCUGAUGAAGUUAAGCAGCUCAUUCGUCAAUUGCUGAAAACUGACCCAACAGAGAGAAUGACCAUUUCUCAAUUUAUGAAUCACCCCUGGAUUAAUCAAUCCAUGGUGGUGCCACCAACCCCUCUUCACACUGCCCGAGUCCUGCAAGAAGAUAAAGACCACUGGGAUGAAGUGAAGGAGGAAAUGACUAGUGCUUUGGCAACCAUGAGAGUGGACUAUGAUCAAGUAAAAAUUAAAGAUUUGAAAAUAUCCAACAACCGACUCCUCAACAAACGACGUAAGAAACAAAAACAAGGAAGUACCUCUUCUGCAUCAGCCGGCUGUAACAACCAAUGAAGAUGAGAGA